Molecule: messenger RNA, 1392 nt
Organism: Rodentolepis nana
Lineage: Eukaryota; Metazoa; Platyhelminthes; Cestoda; Cyclophyllidea; Hymenolepididae
Source: the annotation of a GenBank genome assembly
AUUGGCAGGUACCUAAAUGGGGCAUUUUCUCUCUUCAGUUCUGCCUUGAUGGUUCAAGGUCAAAAAAUACCCACACCAAACACAAGUUGGCUAAAUCAGGCCCGCAUGAACAGGCGCACCCCGAAAACUCGGAUUGGCUCAACGAGUACCGGGACACCCAGUCUUCUAGCCAAUAGUACUCGAAGCAAACUUCCCACUCUUCAUGAAGAUAUUAGAGUAGAAAGAACAAAGUGGCCAAUAAGCAAGCUAAAGAGUCCCCCUCGAUCAACCUCUCAAUGGACAAGCCCAAACGUCCGAGUUAAAUCACUGCAUCGCGAUGAAGGCAUGGGUACCGGGGUCACAAAACCUCCAACCAAUAAAGAGUUGCUUUCUGGCGCUUUGGUUGAGAUGCUCCUCAGGGAAGCUUCAAUGGCCUUGGAAAAAUCGACGUCCAAUACAAGUACAUUCCUUACUAUUAAUGCAUUUUCCCUGUUGAUAACUUAUGAAGGUGUAACUUUUCUUAAAGAACCUACACAAGAUGACUCUCAAACUGCUCUUGACAAUCUGUCAAAGAACCCGUCAACUUUGAGUGAAAGAGAAGGAGGAAACGAGGAAAAGGACACAAGACUGUCAAUGACUCCCGUCCAACACAUCUCUGCUAAAAUAAUUUCGCCCUUGAUAUGUAGUAAUAGAAGUCCUGAACCCCGAGAAAGUCUCGCACUUUCUGGAAAAUCAUUUCACUUUCAAAACAAUCCAUCAUCCACCUCAUCUUCUUCUAUCGUCCUCAAAAAUGAUAGUCGAAAUGCCAAUUUUUCGAUCACCUGGCCUCUCUGUCCUUAUAUUGAUCGACCGUCUAACUCGCGUCUCAACUCUUCGCGGAUAUCUCCUACCAACUACGGACUUGUAAAUACAGCUGUGGGUGAAAAGAAAAGAUCACAAACGAAUUCGGAGCUGCCACCAAUUCUAUUGUCCAGAACAGCGCCUCUAACAUUGGCCCCUCGACAGCGCAGACGGUUGGGGGGAACUGAGGUCACCCGGUUGCCAUCCAUUUAUAACUCUACUUCUGGACACACUAAAAGCAUCCGUCAUUCAACAAAGCUGACACUAUACCAUAGAAGUGAUGGAAGUCAGGCAACUCUGGUGCAGCAUUCUUCCACGCUGCCACAAAGUGAACUUAGCAUUCCAAGACCUGAGGCCUUGGCAGCUAAGGUAAACUCUUUGUUAAGCGUUGGUCAGUUUUCCUCUCUGUCGCCUCCAAAUUGCCACCAUAAUACGUUUAAAAUUUCAUUUAGUAUCCGCCCUAUUCGUCCAGGAGUACCAAGAUCCAGUACUCAAUGGCGAUCUCAACUCAACGCCACUGAUCAACAGAUUCUAUUUAGUAAGUCGAGAAACUAUAAGCAAAUGCUGGUAUGA